This is a messenger RNA of Tachysurus vachellii, 4370 nucleotides long. It is a transcript of the gene atosa, whose product is annotated as atos homolog A. Bases 754 to 3759 code for a protein of 1001 amino acids. The record is from RefSeq and is a predicted model, not a curated record. The transcript has 12 exons. NCBI's taxonomy places the organism in Eukaryota, Metazoa, Chordata, Actinopteri, Siluriformes, Bagridae.
ACGUCCAGCGUCUUAAUGUUUUGACAAGCAGCUCUUAGGAGCAGAGGAGCAGAGACGUGCAUCAGCUGAUCGUCCUUUAUUAUGAUGAAGAUGAUGGUUAUAACGCUUCAUGGCGGUUUAUCGGAGAUACAGACACAGUGUAAUGUUUAGUUGGGAUGUUUCCUGCUGCUUUAAUUAGCUGGUUGCUGCUGGUUUAGCAGGUUAAACUUUAGUUAACCUAGUUGUGAUUAGACAGUAGAGCUUUGGGUCUGAUGUCAUGGUCCAUAAACACACGUGUCAUUACAGAAUGGCGUGUUGAUGGAGACUUAGAGUCGCAGUGAAGAUACUGAGGGUGUGUGUGUGUGUGUGUGUGUGUGUGUGUGUGUGUGUGUGUGUGUGUGUUAGGGUGCUAUGGAGGCUUGGGAUGGUUCAUAGCUUAUGUGUGUGUGUGUAUUUUAUGUUAGAUCAGAUCUUGGUGUUGGUGAUUUCACUGUAAAGGUUUAAGUGGUGUUGGCAUGAAGAGAUGGACACACACACACACGAACACACACACACAUAUGAACACACACUGCAGCAGGACAAGGUGACUUCUUUGAACAAUCCUAGUCAUUUGCACGAGUGAUUUUGGGGACUGUAGAUCUGCUGUUAUUGUGCUGGAGCUGCUGAUGGUGUGGAGGUUCAGGGCUCUGAAGCAGAGACUCGGAGAGGUUUAUUAUUAGAGCCACAGACGGAGGAAGGAGCUGAGGAGAGCUGGAGGUCCACACCGAAGGAACCAUGAAGCCUGAGCGAGAAGCGGCAGAGGAGUUUUUUGAGUAUGACGCAGAGGAGUUCCUGGUGUCCCUCACGCUCCUGAUCACAGAGGGCCGGACUCCAGAAUGUUCAGUGAAAGGUCGUACCGAAGGCCUGCACUGCCCCCCCGCACAGUCCGGUGGACCGAUCCUCACCAAACAUGAAUGCAGCGACAAACUGCCUCAGUGUCGUCAGGCGAGGAGGACGAGGUCAGAGGUCAUGUUGCUAUGGCGAAAUCACAUCCCUAUAAUGAUCGAAGUGAUGUUGCUGCCUGACUGUUGCUACAGCGACGAGGGUCUGGCUACAGACCUGAAUGACCCGGCAAUCAAACAGGAUGCACUGCUACUGGAGAGAUGGACAAUACAGCCUGUCCCGAGACAGAGUGGCGAUCGGUUUAUCGAGGAGAAGACUUUGCUGUUGGCCGUACGUUCCUACGUGUUUUUCUCUCAGCUGAGUGCCUGGCUCAGCGCCUCUCAUGGCAUCGUGCCCAGAAACAUCCUCUAUAGAAUAAGUGCAGCCAAUGAAGAGCUGAUAUGGAAUUUCUCCCAGUCGCCCUCGGAGCAUGCCUUCCCAGUGCCCAACGUGUCCCACAGUGUAGCACUGAAGGUGCGGGUUCAGUCGUUGCCCCGCCAGCCCAAGUACCCCGUGUUGAAGUGCAGCAUUCACUCUGACCUCUCAUUCCUUGGAAAACGUUCUCUUGACCCUGCUGAGGCUCCGUUAGUGGGUGCCUAUAGUCGGGGUCAGACCGUCAGUGAUCCUCCAAACCCCCUUAGACUCCAAAGUUCACCUCUUUUAUGCAGACCUCUUCGCUCCCCGUUACCUCCUCAUGACAGAACCAGCCCUCUGAACCAGCGUAAAUGCCCCGAAUCACCCAUCCUGCCCGGCAAAGCCGCAAAGCUACUGCUGUCCAGAACCAAUAGCAUCUUGGAAAGCACAGUAAAGGCACCAAAUCUGGAACUGCCCUCGUCAUCUUCAUCUCCAACACGCGAUUUCAAAUCACUCUCAAACCCCUUGUUUUCCAACCCCAACCCGAGUUUUCGCACCUCCUCAGCUGAAACCAACCCCUUGAUUGGUUCACUGCUCCAGGAGCGGCAGGAAGUGAUCGCCCGCAUUGCAGAGAGGCUGAAUUUCUGCGACCCCACGUCACCUCACCUUCUUCCCGACGCUCUCUUCACACAACCAGGGGAUGAAGGGCCAUUUAAGAAGACCAAAGAUCCUCCUAGUCUUCAAACAAAUGACAGAAAUGGGACAAGGAAUGGAGAAUGGAGCCAGACUUCUUUCUUUCAAACACCACUGAGCCCCAGGAGCAGGUCUCGGGUGGAACGAAGCGAACCAGACGAGUCCAGGACGUCACCCAAACCGACGUCCUGUAGGCGGCUUCUGCUUUCGGCUGAUUCAAAAGAAGGUUCUAUGAUCGCUGAAGCUGUACAGGACAUCUCACGUUUGAUUCAGGAGCGUCUUCAGCUGUCUCAAGAGAUCCUGUAUGCCAAAUACAAACAAUGUCGGGAGUCAUCAACACCCACCUCCUCGCAGAACCAAAACCAGACCCAAAACCAUAAGCAAAAUCAGAAUCAAAGCCAGACACAAAACCAGAACCACCAGCUUAGAACUAACAGUCACGCUAGCUAUGGUAACGGAACAAUAAACACAGCCAAUGGUGAAACCAGCUCAAACUUUCGAGUUCACACUGAAACACUUGAGAAACGGACCUUGUCUGAAAACCAGGGCCGGUCUGGACCCCUGAACAAAGAACCUACUAUCACUAAACCUCAACCACUAACACAAACCAGCCAUGCAUACAGUGCCAAAAAGGAUCCCUGGAAAUCUUUACACAGCAGCCCUAAACACUCUCACAGCCUGAACGGAGUGGCAGGAAUCAACGACCUCAACCACCUCCAGGACCUUCAGGCCCACCAGUUUGGGAAGGAAAACCAGGGCAGAAGAGUAGAAACACAGAUCCAAGCAGAGUACACACUGCCUGGUCAGGAUGAGGACCAAGAUCCCUGGUCCUCCCUCUCCAGCACACCCACCAGCCUUAAUACCCAACACUCCUCGAGCCCAGACUGGACUCUCAACAACACCGCCCACACCACGCUGCGAAGCCCCGCCUCCUCCCUGAAGCCAUGCAGUAGUAACUGGAAGAAGCAGAACAGACACUCCAUCGAUGGAACAGCCACGAGAGCGUUCCACCCCUGCACCGGUCUGCCCCUGCUGUCCAGCCCGGUUCCUCAGAGGAGAAGUCAGACUGGAUAUUUUGACUUGGACACGACUUUGGCUCAGUGUAAAGGAGCACUGUGGGGCUCCAGUAAAAGAGUGUGUUUGAAGAGAUCUGAAGACUCCGAGGAACCUCAGCAGCUCCUGAGCGCCAGCGCCCCUCCCGCCAGUCUCAGCCUUCUGGGAAAUUUUGAGGAGUGUGUCCUAAACUACCGCUUGGAGCCACUUGGUACCGUCGAGGGUUUCACAGCUGAAGUUGGUGCCAGUGGUUCGUUCUGCCCGAGUCACAUGACCUUUCCGGUAGACGUGUCGUUCUACAGUGUGUCAGAUGAUAAUGCUCCUUCUCCCUACAUGGGGGUCAUAAACCUGGAGUCUCUGGGGAAGAGGGGCUACCGUGUGCCUCCAUCAGGAACCAUUCAAGUGACCUUAUUUAACCCCAAUAAGACGGUGGUGAAGAUGUUUGUGGUGAUGUACGAUCUGAGAGAAAUGCCAGCCGGCCAUCAGACAUUCCUGAGGCAGAGGACUUUCUCCGUCCCGGUCAAACGCGAAUCAAACGGACAAAACCACAGGAAGCCCCUCCUCCCUGGCCAGGGGCGGACCCUGCGCUACCUCAUACACCUGAGGUUCCAGAGCUCCAAAUCUGGAAAGAUCUACCUCCAUCGAGACAUCCGACUUCUGUUCUCACGCAAAUCUAUGGAAGUGGACAGUGGUGCUGCCUACGAGCUCAAAUCCUUCACCGAGUCUCCAGCUGAUCCUCCUUUCUCCCCGAGAUGCUGAUCCGCUCAUGAGCCAUCUAACGUCCUGUUCCCACUCCAGCACAGAGGCCUUACUGAAGUCUGAUCUCACACACACACACACACACACACGCGCACACACACACACACACACACACACACACACACACACGCACACACACGCACACGUUCAUAUUCUUCUCAUUCUUUCUCUCUCCACAGCUCUGUUUGUCUCUUUUAUUGUCCGUCUUCUUAGUUUUUUGUAAAUGUUUUCCUCUUUAUUUCUCUCCUUUGUCUCUAUACAUUUAUUAUUAUUGUCCUAUAUUUAUUCUUUCAUCUUUUGUUCUUCUCUCCUUUUUCCUUCACUGCUUAAUUUUCAUGCCUUCUGUUUAAUUUAUUAAUCGAUCGUCUCUCUCGCUCUCUCAUUCUUUCUUUAUCUGUCUCUGUGUCCUUCUCUUUCUCUCUCUCUCUCUCUCUCUCUCUCUCUCUCUCUCUCUCUCUCCCUCCCCCUCUCUGUCUCUCUCUCUCUCCCUCCCUCUCUCUCUCUCUCUCUCUCUCUCUCUCUCUCUCUCUCUCUCUCUCUCUUUCUCUGUCUCUCCCUCCCCCUCCCUCUCUCCCUCUCUCUCUCUCUCUUUCUCUGUCUCUCCCUCUCUC